GUAAAGAGAACGGCCGUCGCCGUCGGUAAACGUCAAAAUUGCCUUGACUCAGCCAAAGUGCGAUUUCCAACUUUUCCGCGACAGCAUAGAAUUUUACGGGAAAACAGAGAAAAAAAUAUCGGCGAUUCUGUGGCCUAGACAGUGGUAUCCCGGGUAAAGCUAGUUGUCGCAAGUGCCCUGCCGGUUGUGAAACAGGCCGUAGGAAAUUAUACCAACAAAAGCCAGCCGGAAGUGGCUAAUAGGCGAUGGCCUCGAAGUACGAAAUGUGAAAGUUUUCGUUUUUCUCGCUAGUUUAAAAAAGGAAGAAAAAUAUCUUAUUCUGAGUGCUCUAGAAGGCUUGUGAAAAUAGUAUACCGGUUGAAGGUGUUUUCGUGCUAUCGGUCUCAGCAAUUUCAACACCGUUGUCGGUGUCUUUUUUCCGGAAGGUUCGUAAGACCUUGACAGCCAGAAUGUCGGUAGUUCGAACCAAAGUUCUCGGUUUGGUGGACGUAAUCAUGCGGGUUCCCAGCCUGUUCAUCAUUGAUGAAAUCCUCAAGAUCAGCAUGGGACUUCCGAAUACGUCAUCUUCCGCUUCGAACGGAACGACUGCAGCGGAUCCAUCGCCCGCUUCGGGCGUCGUGCCAGAGUCGCUAGUCAACAUGACUGUCAAUGCUACCAUGAAGGUAGCCACAGCGACAGCCGAUAUGCUGGGAGCAACCGCCGGAAUCGGACCGGAUCACGGUUCCAUCAAGGACAACAUCGAGUUUUACAAGUUCGUAUCGAUGACGACGCUCAAAUUUCUGCUGUGCUUUUUGGGUUGCCUGAGCGCAGCGUGUGUCUUCAUGCUGUGGACACGCCACUUAGUCAUAGUGUACAUGUACAUCAUCUCGGUGGGUCUGAUAUUCCUGUCCUACUGGAGCAACGUAUCCGCCCUGUCGGUAAUAUCGGACGGUCCCAGCCUGCUGGAGGACUUUCUAUCGCUCAACAUGGAACGGUUGCUCGAUCCCGGGGGUGUAGCCUUAUCCAUACUGCCCCACCUGUUAGCCCAGUGGCUGAUGGGGGUCAUCUUCGCAUACAUCCAUCUGGGACCAAAAUACAAAAUCAUCCAGAAAGCGCUGCCAUUCAGCUUUCUGAUGCCACUGUUCCUAGCGAUGCUACCGCUGCCGGCGGUAGUGUUGAGACAUUCUCCCGCAAUUGCCGCCAUUUUACCGCUGGUGCUGUCCAAAAUUGCCCUAUGGAGUUCUUCCUUCGAUGUGGUCAAGACAAUCCUCAGCGGUUACCAGCAUGCUCGAAAUUUCGCGGCCAACUUUGGCAUUUCCGCACUGAUCGAGAACGAAUGGCAACGGUUGAAUGUGCCGUGCGUACUGAGGGCAUUCUGGACGAUCCGGCUGACCGAACAGCUGAUCAGUAUGCUGCUGAACUCGGACGUUCCACUCAGGUUCGCGGCAACAGUGCAAAGUCUACUGGUUAGCGGUUGUGAAACGCUGACCGCCGUCCUGGGGGUGACCAGCAUCAUUUCGCUGGUCUGCCACUAUAUUGGCAAAGCGUUUCAGCAUUUUCUGCUCUCGGAGGAUUACGACGAGGAUAAAUCGAUCGGCACGGUGUCCGCUAUUCUGUUCUACAUACUGGCACUGCAAACCGGACUAACCUCGCUUUCACCGGACAAACGGUUCGUGCGCUUGUGUCGCAAUCUGUGUCUGCUUAUUACAGCACUGUUGCACUUUCUGCACAACAUCGUUGCCCCGAUUCUGAUGUCACUCAGUGCGGCCAGGAAUCCGUCGAGAAAGCGCCAUGCUCGAGCUCUGAUGGUAUGCGCCUUCCUUCUGCUAACCCCACUGGGAUUGCUAAGCAUCCUGUGGACUCGAAACUCGCCUUCGACCUGGCUGCUAGCAGUCACAGCCUUUUCAGUGGAAGUGAUUGUUAAGGUACUGGUAAGUUUGGCGACCUACACACUAUUUCUGCUGGACGCACGACGGCAAACAUUCUGGGAAAAGUUGGAUGAUUACGUUUACUACAUCAGAGCGUUUGGAAAUUCGGUCGAAUUUUGCUUUGGAAUAUUCCUGUUCUUCAAUGGUGCAUGGAUUUUAAUCUUCGAAUCUGCUACCAUUCCUGUAGGCGGCGCGAUCCGGGCCUUGAUGAUGUGCAUCCACGCGUACUUCAACAUCUGGUGCGAGGCGCGAGCCGGCUGGGGUGUGUUCAUGAAGCGAAGGACAGCGGUGCAUAAGAUAAGUUCACUUCCGGAGGCGACUCCGCUGCAGCUGCAGUCGUUCGACGAUGUCUGCGCGAUUUGCUAUCAGGAAAUGACUUCGGCCAAAAUCACCCGCUGCAAGCACUACUUCCACGGGGUUUGUCUGAGGAAGUGGCUGUACGUGCAGGAUCGCUGUCCACUGUGCCACGAGAUAAUCAUGAACCAGGACGGAAAGAACGGAGAUGGGUCCGAGGACGACGGCACCGACGUUGCCAAUGAGGAGGGCCGUAACUUGCUGUCCCCGGGCAACGAAACACCGGCCAGUGCCUCGAGCUCUUCCAGCGACAGUUUGGCAGCGCUAGACACAUCGACCAUUGUGUCGAUUUCCGCCGGUUCCAGUAGCGGUAGUCGAAGUUCGCUAGCCGUCAGCGGCUUUCGCAUUUCGAGUUCCUCUACGGCGGCUACCUCUUCGUCUAGUACAUCGUCGUCCACGUCGGUAACAGCGGCGGCGGCAAUGGCGGCGACAUCAGCGAACAGCACUACGACGGCGUCGCCGAGCUCGGACACGACAGCAGUCACCGCCGCUGCCCUGUCCCAUAUCAUACGACAUCACCAUCAGCCGCGAUCCUCCGUCGAACGGGACUUUCUUGACGAUCUGGAGUGAACUCGUCCCGGCUCGAUUCAAGGUACGCGAAGCGAACCGCGAAGGGUUGUGUGUUGAUUAGUGGGUAGUAGUACUAGUUGUUUAUGUUGUACUAUUUUCCUCCCCUGUCUGUGUGGAUAUCUUUCAGACUUUCAAUGGACAGUUCUAUCCUAUGGGGUUCUGUAUGUGUAGCUUGGAUGUUUUUUUUCUAUAACUCACUGAUGAAAUCAUGAUGGGACAGUCUGCAUACGCCAGGAAGAUUCGUAUUAGUCUAAUUUGGGAGAUUGCCGGGAACAUAGUGGAGAAGGUGAAAGAAAAAAAAACCGAAUCAGCAGCGGCAAGGUACAAACAACAACUGGUGGAGGGGUAAAGGGUUAAAUUGUUGUGUUGUGUAAUUUUGAUUACGAACUGUGGCCGGAAAAAUCAUGACUUGAUCGAAUUUUCUCUGCCGCACUUUAUGUCACCUGUAUCUAAAUUACGUAAAUACAAUUUCCCUUGUGGUUGAAUGUGGCUAUGGAUCUGCUUUUGGCCAAUCAAGCUUGUUGGAUAACGCGCAACUUAAUUUCCCCAAACCGAUCGAUUGUUGGCUUUUCCCGUUUUCCCCCCUAUUACAUACAACUCUUGCUGUCUGCUGAUGAAAUUGGCAAAAAAAAAAUGACGAACGUAGCUGCAAGUGAUACUUACAUCUGUCUAAUUUAUGUUUGUUUUUUAUCUUUAUUUUAAAACAAAAUACUAAAGUAAUGUAAUUACCUGUGGGUGGGGCAGCAUAGUCAAAUUAAAUUUCUGCAGCAUCGUGUCGAACAAAAAAACAAAAAAAAAAAAGAAAUGCUAGCCAAAUGUGCAUUUUUCUUUCCCUUUGUCGAUACUCCAUUGAGUCCAUUAAUUAGUUGCUAUUUUUGUGAGAAUGUAAAAAAUAUGUAAAUAUGAGAAUCAUUGACUUCAACAGAUUAGACGAAGUCAUGUAGAGAAACCAUGUGCAAAAAGAAAAAGAUCAAUUUACAUGCAAAAUAUAGACUAAGUUCUUAUUU
This is a messenger RNA of Wyeomyia smithii (pitcher-plant mosquito), 3838 nucleotides long. RefSeq names its product protein TRC8 homolog (gene Trc8). Lineage: Eukaryota; Metazoa; Arthropoda; Insecta; Diptera; Culicidae. Gene Ontology annotation, molecular function: ubiquitin protein ligase activity. The record is from RefSeq and is a predicted model, not a curated record. The transcript is spliced from 8 exons. Gene Ontology annotation, cellular component: endoplasmic reticulum; endomembrane system. Gene Ontology annotation, biological process: ERAD pathway. Bases 450 to 2831 code for a protein of 793 amino acids.